Molecule: messenger RNA, 2171 nt
Organism: Daldinia decipiens
Lineage: Eukaryota; Fungi; Ascomycota; Sordariomycetes; Xylariales; Hypoxylaceae
Product: glycoside hydrolase family 5 protein
Exons: 5
Coding region: 662-2077 (471 amino acids)
Biological process (GO): glucan catabolic process
Molecular function (GO): hydrolase activity, hydrolyzing O-glycosyl compounds
Source: RefSeq, a predicted model, not a curated record
AACUUGUCCAUAUUUGAGCGUCCAGGUAAAGAGUCGGGUCGAUGAAAAAUACAGUGGAAAAUGAUAUCGCUGCUACUUCGUAAUACCUACCGGUUAACUGCAACUCUUAAGGAAUCAUAAGAUAAGACUUGUUAUAUGACUUUUCGUUGGUAACACGACAGCUCGCAACCAAAAAAGAAAAGAAAAAGGCGUCGAGGCUAUGCUGUAGAUAAAUAUAUGGAAUCAACAUACCUACCUUGAUAGGUUAACCUAUUCGGUCAGGUAGUUUUGGAGGUUUAGUAGGUCUACUCUAUAUGCGAAACGCCGCAGGCUCAAACCUCCUGAAAUCCCACCCGCGAAAGUGACCGAUCAUGGGCUCUCUAACCCGAUUACGCGACCUGAUGGAUGGAUUCUUCCCUUUAUAUGACUGAUGCCCAGUGAUGCAGGACAUCCUUCGCCGAGAAGACGGGAUUUUCGUCUGCAUUUGUUUCCUUGAUUUGUUUCCUUGAUUCGUUUCCUUUAGUCCUACUCUCUCGGCUGUCAUAUUUUUUCUUUUGCUUUUUCAUUCUUGCUACAAUCGCACAUUGCAUUCAUUCGACGGCGGGACCUUCGUUCAUUUCAUUUUCCUUCUUCGCCUUUUGACUCUCCUUAUGUUCAAUUCGUAAGAAGCUUUCAUUAAGAAAUGUACUUUAAGAAGUCGAUUUUCUUGUUGGCCGCGGCGCGUGUUGUCCUUGCAAAAGUUCAGUUUCUAGGAGUUUCUAUUGCGGGAGGCGAAUUCGGCUGUAAGGACGAUGGAACAUGUCCUUUAGACUCUGCAAAGCUUCCGAACGAUGGAGUUACUCAGAUGUGGCACUUUGUCGGAGAUGACGCCAUCAACAUACUGAGAAUGCCAACAUCAUGGCAGUUUCUCGUCAACGACAAUUUAGGGGGGAAGCUCGAUAGCAGUAAUUUUGAUAAAUACGACCGAUUGAUGCAAGCCUGUCUCGCUACUGGCGCAUACUGCAUGAUCGAUAUCCAUAACUACGCUCGAUGGAACGGCAAGGUCAUCGGACAGGGUGGACCGACGGAUAACCAGUUCGCCAAUCUCUGGGAACAGUUGGCGAAGAAGUACUCUGACGAGGAUAAGGUUAUCUUCGAGCUCAUGAACGAACCGCACGACAUCGAUGUCGAUACGUGGGCGAAGACUUGCCAGCAAGUUGUUACGGCUAUCAGAAAAGCGGGUGCGACGAAGCAGAUGAUACUGCUUCCCGGGUCAAAAUCCGAUGGCGUGGCGACGCUAACCGGUGACGGCGGUGCGGAGCAAUUGCUAGAUAUCACGAACCCCGAUGGAUCAACAGAUAAUCUGCUCUUGGAUAUCCAUGCGUAUUUGGACAAGGAUAGCUCAGGGACGAACACGCAGUGUUCAACGGAUAACACUGAUGCCUUCACAGACCUUGCGAAGUACCUAAGGAAAAAGGGGAGGAAAGGUCUUGUCAGCCAGACUGGGGCAUCGCAGGAUUCCUCUUGUCUUAAGAUGUUCUGUGCGCAAAAUACACUUAUCAACAACAACUCGGACGUCUUCGUCGGCAUAGUUGGUUGGGGUGCUGGCAAUAUCGAGACCUCUGAAGUUAUAAGCUUGACACCGUCGAAGAAGGAUGGACGUCUAGUCGAUAACCAGUUGAUGUCUGAGUGUCUGGUCGAUACAUGGGCCAACGCCAAGGAAGUAAUUGAUCCGCCGAAGCCAGAGCCGGAGUCGACAACAAUCGAAUUUAUUCCUACUUUUACUACCUCCUUGUCGAGGAGCAUUGUUACACCACCUGCGCGCACGUCUUCAUCUGCAGGCUCUGUAGAUUUCAACGAGCCGGUUGUCACGGUCCACGUCCUCUCCGAUAUCAGUAUCCUACAGACAGCAGAGGUUCCCCCCACCCUCACGACAUUGAUAACCGCGGCCGGAUCACCGAGCGACGAAUCUUACAGUAUUGCAUGGGAGAUACCAACUACCACGCCAGCAAUAAGCCAGACUCAAGUACCUGGCCCGGCACCGACAGCAGAUGCUCCGUCGACUAGAGCCAUGACGCUCCUCCUCUGGGGCUGCGCACUACUGCCUCUACUUUUAUGAUUUCUGAGAUCAUAAUAGUUUAAAUUUUGACAAAGUCGACGGCCGUAGAUAUUACCCGUAGAUAUUACGACCCGGUACCUAAGGUAUAUCAUGA